Aspergillus oryzae RIB40 is the source of this 1293-nucleotide messenger RNA. RefSeq names its product DUF3712 domain-containing protein. Gene Ontology annotation, cellular component: fungal-type vacuole membrane. The record is from RefSeq and is a predicted model, not a curated record. The coding region runs from base 1 to 1293 and encodes 430 amino acids. The transcript has 3 exons. Lineage: Eukaryota; Fungi; Ascomycota; Eurotiomycetes; Eurotiales; Aspergillaceae.
AUGGCUAUCGGUGAGUCGGAAAGGCCCUUUGAGAGCUCUAGUGUCUGGAGAGAGUCUAUGGAUUCCGACUCCCCAGGCAAGGAGAAGCAGCGUGAUGGCGAAGGGGCAGGGCCUCGUGGCAGUACUGCUCUUGGAGCGAGGUCCAAAGACCUCCGAUACAAUAAGCCCAAGGGCUUUUGGCCUCGCAUCUUCAAGCACUUUAAGCGGUACUGGCUGUGUUAUGGCCUCCUGGGGUUUAUAUUCCUGGCAAUCUUCCUGCCUGUUUUCUUUCUAGUCAUUAUCCCAGCGAUUGCACAGAGGUUGGUCAAUGAUGCCAGCAUACCAAUCCACUCGGCCGCUAUCAUGCAACCAACCCCUGAUGGCCUAACGUUUUCGCUGUCUGCCUCUCUCAGCGUUCCACUCGGACUCAGUGUUCGAAUCGAUGCAUUCAACCUGAGUCUAUUCAAUCGAGAUGUGAAGCCAAUGAAACCGUACGUGACGGUUCCGCUCGAAGGACUCCGCCUGAAAGGGAAAUCAGAUAUCACCAUCACCAAUCAGACGACUAAAAUCCAGGACCAGGACCAGUUCACUACGUUCUUGUCCAAUGCGGUUUACUCGGAACGGUUCAAGCUAUCGGCUUACGGGAAGGCGACAGCUCACCUGGGAAAGAUCAAAGUCCCUCUGAAACUGGACAAAGAUAUAGAACUAAAUGGUAAGUGGUGCUGCUGCGCCCUCGCUGAUCCACUAGCAUUAACCUCCGGCAUUUCAGGACUCAACAUGUUGAAGGGCUUCUCUAUUGACAAUGCUGGAGUGGUUCUCCCACCAGAGGCCGAUGGUUCGAACCUGCUCGGACAGGCAACAUUGCCAAACUACUCUGUUGUUACCUUUGCUCUGGGAAAUGUCACUCUCGAUCUUAAGAUCGAUGAUAUCAUUUUAGGCAAUGGUACUAUCAACAACGUGCUGCUGAAGCCCGGAAAUAACUCAGUCCCUUUGCGUGCAGUGGUAGAUAUUCCAAACGCGAUCAAGAACAUCGCACCCAUUUUGGCCGCCGAGACAAAUGCCCUGAGCCAAGGGAAUGUGAUGAUCUCGGCAUCCGGCCAGUCGACUAUCUACGAGGGGGAGCAUAUCCCCUACUUUGAGAAGGUGCUGAAUAACCUGACCAUCAGCGCCAACGUGCCCAUUCUCAAGGUGCUGUUUGGGACCAUCUCCACCUUGGUGUCGUCGAAUCCCGAUGUGAUGCAGAAUGUGACCGACGCUUUGCGGGACACAGACUUGUCGUCCAGCCCGAAUAUGCGCGUAGUUAGUGAUAAUUAA